AUGGCGACGCACCGCUUCAAUCCCACCUUCACGGACAAUGUCAUCAACGCGAUGGGUCCCAAAACCACCCCGCGCAUGCGGAAGCUCAUGGCGGGCUUAAUCAGACACAUGCACGACUAUGCGCGCGAGGAGGAGCUCACCGUCGACGAGUGGAUGGCCGGCGUGCAGAUGCUCAACUGGGCGGGACGGAUGAGCGACGAUAAGCGGAACGAGGGACAGCUGGUGUGCGAUGUACUGGGACUGGAAUCCCUCGUCGACGAAAUCACCUUCACUCUCGCCGGAGAAGCGCAAGAUGCACCCACAGCCACGGCCAUCCUAGGCCCGUUCUUCCGCGCCGAUACACCGUAUCGUGAGAACGGCGAGGACAUCGUCAAGACCAAACCUGCUGAUGCUGAGAUGACGUUCAUGCACGGUCGCGUCAUGGACUUCCAGACCAAGCAACCUCUCGUCGGUGCCACGGUCGAGGUGUGGCAGGCUUCCACGAACGGGUUGUAUGAGCAGCAGGACCCCGAGCAGGUUGAGUUUAACCUGCGCGGCAAGUUCAAGACGGAUGAGGAUGGCAGGUACUCGUUCUACUGUCUGCGUCCGACGCCAUACCCCGUUCCUAAUGAUGGCCCUGCUGGAAAGCUUCUUGAACUGAUGGAUCGUCACCCUUUCCGCCCUGCUCAUAUUCAUAUUAUCGCUACCUAUGAUAACUAUCGUCCUUUGACAACGCAGAUCUUCGACCGCAAGGAUAAGUACCUUGACAAUGACUCUGUGUUUGCUGUCAAGGACUCGCUUGUUGUGGACUUCCUGCCGCGCAAGAAUGAUCCUCAAGCUGCCGUUGAACUUGAGUACGAUGUCAAGUUAGUGAAGUUCGAGGCCAGUACCGGUGGCGCAUGA
Penicillium egyptiacum is the source of this 882-nucleotide messenger RNA. The record is from the annotation of a GenBank genome assembly. Lineage: Eukaryota; Fungi; Ascomycota; Eurotiomycetes; Eurotiales; Aspergillaceae.